This is a messenger RNA of Rattus rattus (black rat), 1146 nucleotides long. RefSeq names its product chromosome 1 C1orf127 homolog (gene Ciroz). The record is from RefSeq and is a predicted model, not a curated record. The coding region runs from base 1 to 1146 and encodes 381 amino acids. The transcript has 11 exons. Gene Ontology annotation, biological process: heart development. Lineage: Eukaryota; Metazoa; Chordata; Mammalia; Rodentia; Muridae.
AUGUGGGGGUCUGUGGCAGUUGUCUGGGCCGUCUGUCUGGCGUGCAUUCAGCCUGCGGUGUUCCCAUGGAUCCUCCCCUUCAGGUCAAACAAGGACAGGCCUCACCCAGCACGUGGAGCUCUGACAGAGAAGGUCGAGUGCUUCUCAGACUACAUGACCCUGCAGAUCUCGAGGAGCCACGUGCCGGGUUUGAGGCAGUGGCUGGCUGGGGUCCUUCGCCUGCGGGGCACCAAGAGGUCCCCCAAACACCUGGAUUCUCUUCUUCCCAAAUGUGGUUACCUUUUGCAUCCUGCUCAUGAGGGAGGCUACAUCUUCCGUGCACUGUACUCUGGCUGCUUUGUACAGAAAGAGAAAGCAAAUUACAGGUUGGAAAUCAGAAUGUUUCGAAGAGGGGCGAAAAGGUUGAAGGAGAGCGAUCGCUUCGUAAUGAAGUGUCCCAUGAUUGUGGCAAGGUUGGGUGAGCAGAGCGUCUCCUGCCAUCCCUCAUUCAUUCAGGUCUCUAGGCCCUGGCCUCCGAGGAGCGAUGGUGGACAGAGGCCGUGGCUGCUGUCCCUUCGAGGGGAGCUGGUGGCUUCUCUGGAGGACGCUAGCUUGAUAGGAUUAGAGGUGGAUAUUGGCGCCACCAUGGUCACCAUCCAAAGCCCAAGACAAGAAUUUCUUCAGAGGCUGGAGGUGUGGAACACCUCCCUGGAGCUCCUGCCAUUGUGGCUGGUGAGCGGUUCCUAUGCCUACUCCUUCGAGGCCGCGUGCCCACUGGUGUCUUCCCAGCCAGGGUCAGAGAUCUCAGUUCACAUCCCCAAGCAGAGACUGGGUCUGGUCAAAAGAGGCUCCCUCGUUGAAGAGUCUCUGAGUCCCAGAUUCCUUCAGGUGCAGCAGUCUGACACCUUCACGGUGGCCGAGGACAGGGACUUUGUGGUUGUCAGCAUGCCAGCAACACUGCUGCUUCAGGACCAGCUGUGCCAAGAGGUCAGAGAAUCCCCAGGGACACAAGCUUUCUACAGGGUGGACCUGAGCCUGGACUUCGCAGAGAUGGACUCUCCAGUGCACUGGACCGUGGAGAACUUUUUCCAGUGUACCGGUUCCUGUGGCACUGAUAUUGAUUUUGAAAGGGAGGGUCGGAACUCGACCCGGCCAGUUAGGCGGUAA